CCGGCCGCACUGGAUAUACCACUCAUUAAGUCGUAAGUGGUAACCGCUUUGCCACUGUUGAGAGUUAGAUCCAUUCUCUCUCUAUUAACCGAUCGAAGAAGCAACAAGAGCGAGGAGAAAGAAAGCAUCACGAAAACGAAAUCGAAACCGAAACGAACCCACACCACUCUCACAUAGAUCUCUUUCUCUCUAACAACACUUUCACAUUCUCACUCAUCAUCCAUUAAUGGCUUCUUGACCAGAAAUAUCUGUCGUAAAGAUUGUUUGGAGAAGCAAUUGGAUCAUAUGAGGUGUUCACUUGGUUGUAUUGAUUAUCCAGCUGUCAAUUCAGAUGUGCAAUUUUUGCGAGCUUGCUGUAAUAAGGAAAUUUCCAGCGGAGUCAUUGAGGUAGACCUGGUGAGUCCAAAUUAUUUGAUGCGGGGGAGUACCGUUCUGCAGUUGCAUAAGCUUGGCAGAGGUGGAGACGGGCCAUCAUGGCUGAACGAGAGGAGAUUGAGCUUAAAUUCCGCAUAUAUGAUGGAACUGAUAUAGCGCACAGGACUUACUUACCAUCUACUACAGUUGCUACCCUUAAGCAAAGGCUAAUUACCGAGUGGCCUCAAGGCAAAACAGUUACGCCAAAGUCAGUAAAUGAUGUAAAAAUUAUACAUGCGGGCAAAGUUUUGGAAAACAACAAAACUCUUGCGGAUUCCAGAAUAACAUUUGGUGACAUCCCUGGUGGUGCUAUUACCAUGCAUGUUGUAGUGCAACCUCCAUUAGUUAAAAAGAAAUCAGAAAAGAACCAGGAGAACAAGCAAAAGAUGAAUUCAUGUGCAUGCACCAUCCUUUAGUUAGGAGGCAUACCUUGCGGCUGCCCCUGAAGAUAAGGUUGCGUUUUUCCUAUUUUUAUCUCAGCCUCUCCGGUUGUUGAAUUGGCAGUGCGCUAUCAAGUGGCAUUGCCUUCUGACAUGUUUGGAUUUAUCAAAUCUUUGUUGCUUGCUUUUUUUUAUGUUCAAUUCAUUACUAGCCAUUGUCUUUGGAGUGAAAUCAGAUGUUAUCAUUGCAAAAUUCUGACCUCAACGACCACAAUAAGAGUGUAGUAUUGGAGGACAUAAAGCCUUGGCCACGAGUCCAUAUUAGGCCACUUCGUAGCAUUUGAUGAAUAUAUGUUGUUUGGAAAUGUAUAAUUUGACAUUUUAUACGCUAUAAAUAUCCAGCUAUUGAAGCACCAACUUACACUUCAGUCCUAAUCUUUAUCUUUAUUUAUGGAAGCAAUUUCUAAAUUGUAACGUGUAGACUACUUUGAUAUUGAAUAGUGUAAGUUUAAUUUACAACCAAA
Arachis stenosperma is the source of this 1318-nucleotide messenger RNA. Its product is annotated as membrane-anchored ubiquitin-fold protein 3-like. Lineage: Eukaryota; Viridiplantae; Streptophyta; Magnoliopsida; Fabales; Fabaceae. The transcript is spliced from 5 exons. The coding region runs from base 474 to 830 and encodes 118 amino acids. Gene Ontology annotation, molecular function: protein binding. The record is from RefSeq and is a predicted model, not a curated record.